This is a messenger RNA of Diplodia corticola, 1386 nucleotides long. Its product is annotated as aquaporin rerated other eukaryote. The transcript is spliced from 4 exons. Gene Ontology annotation, cellular component: plasma membrane. The record is from RefSeq and is a predicted model, not a curated record. Gene Ontology annotation, molecular function: water channel activity. Gene Ontology annotation, biological process: transmembrane transport. Lineage: Eukaryota; Fungi; Ascomycota; Dothideomycetes; Botryosphaeriales; Botryosphaeriaceae. The coding region runs from base 1 to 1386 and encodes 461 amino acids.
AUGCCACCACCUCGGGCCUCUCCCGCAGAGCGACCUCUGCCGUCGUCCUCCAGCUUCACCAUGAAUAUCAACCAGCCUUCAGAGAAAUACAUUGUCAUUCCCGGCAUUGGCAAGAGGAAAGUCCAAACCAGCGAUGAAGAAAACGGAGCCCCUCGACGGCCAACCCGACGGCUUCGCUUUCUGAACUGGAUGCCCAACAAUGUCAGAAAUCACGUCGUCGCCAUGAUCGGAGAGUUCGUUGGCACUUUCAUGUUUCUCUUCUUCGCCUUUUCCGCAACCCAGAUCGCAAACACCGGUGCUUCUAGCAACGCGCCCAAUGCCGUUCCCAACACCUCUGGUCUCAUGUACAUCGCCUUGGGCUUCGGCUUCUCUCUCGCCGUCAAUGUCUGGGUGUUCUUCCGCAUAUCCGGCGGCCUGUUCAAUCCCGCGGUCACGCUGGGGAUGUGCCUCAUCGGCGCCGUUGGCUGGUUUCGGGGAUUGCUCAUCUUCGUGACCCAGAUUGUCGGCGCCAUCGCUUCCGCCGGCAUCGUGUCGGCCCUCUUUCCCAACACCCUCAACGUUCGCACGACGCUGAGAAACACGUCCGUCGUGCGAGGCCUCUUCAUUGAGAUGUUCCUCACAUUCAUGCUGGUCUUCACCGUCUUCAUGCUCGCAGCCGAGAAACACAAGGGCACUUUCCUGGCCCCCAUCGGCAUCGGCUUGACCAUGUUCAUCGCCGAACUAUCGGGCGUCUGGUUCACCGGCGGCAGUCUCAACCCCGCGCGCUCUUUCGGCCCGGACGUGAUCCUGCACACGUUCGAGGGCUACCACUGGAUCUACUGGGUGGGCCCGGCGCUCGGCUCGCUGCUCGCCGUCGUCACAUACCGGCUGAUCAAGUCGCUCGAGUACGAGACGGCCAACCCGGGCCAGGACUUUGACGAGAACGAGAUCGAGGCCUUCCACCCGGGCGAGGACCCCACGCCCGAGGACGUCCGCCGCCCGCAGGUCUACGGCGUCACCUCAGAGCAGCUCGCGGCCAUCGCCUCGCGCGACACCGGCACCGGCACCGACCUCGACCACGACGGCGGCACGACCGCCUACGCGCCCAGCUCCCCCCGCCACUCGCACGACGGGCACGGCAUGAGCCCCCCCGGCAGCAGGAAGAAGAACAGCAUCGGCGGCGGCGGCGGUGGCGGCGCACCCUCCCCGCGAUCCCUCAACGUCGCCCUCUUCGAGAAGCAACAACAGCAACAGCAACAGCAACAGCAACAGCAACAACAGCAACAUCAGCAGCAGCACGAACACUUUCCGCAUGAGCGGGCGUAUUAUGAGGGGGAGGAUGAUGAGGGGUGGGAGAGGGCGAGGGAGAGGGGGGGAAAGAGGGAGAGGGGGGAAAAGAGGUUGUGA